Messenger RNA from Alexandromys fortis (reed vole), 2183 nucleotides. RefSeq names its product hepsin (gene Hpn). The transcript is spliced from 13 exons. Gene Ontology annotation, biological process: proteolysis. Gene Ontology annotation, molecular function: serine-type exopeptidase activity; serine-type endopeptidase activity. Lineage: Eukaryota; Metazoa; Chordata; Mammalia; Rodentia; Cricetidae. The record is from RefSeq and is a predicted model, not a curated record. Gene Ontology annotation, cellular component: membrane. Bases 301 to 1902 code for a protein of 533 amino acids.
CUCAGUAUUUUUUCCUCUUCUUUUUGUUUUGAUACUUUGAUACUAAAUGUAGGCCAGGCUGGCCUCAAAUUUAACAACCCUUCUGCUUCAGCCUCCUGAAAAAUGGGAUGAUGGGUUCUAAUCAACAGUCUGUGAGUUCCAUGGUUAGGACACCCUGUGCAAGUUCUCUUAGAUCUUUGAUAAUGACCAAUGUCUGUCUGAGGCUUUCAAGGGACAUAGGGCUCUGAACUCUAAAAACCAUGCUUAUUUGAUGGGGGCUGGAAAUACUGGAUCCAGAGCACCAAGGAGGCUGGGGGGGGGAUGUUCUGGAUAGACAAAGGACAGUUUGGGUUCAUAUUACAUUUCUCAGGUCUCUGUAUAGAGGGGCCAAUUAGGUGCUAUGCAUAUACUAUGCAUGCGGGGCUUGGAACUGGCAAGAUGGAGCAGGAAGGAAGUAUUGAGCAGCUGAACGAAGGGCCUGGGAUGAAGGUCUUAGAUAAUCUCUUCCCGAGGAGUCUCCCCAUUUCCUUUCAGAAGCCCCAUUUGAUGCCCAAGCCCGCAAUGCUUAACAGACAAGAUGGAGGAGUGUUCUGUCCUACUGAUACCCUGCGGCUCAGAGACACAGUGACAGCUGCCCGUGAUCACACAGCAAUAAUGGCUUAUCAACAUUUGUUGAGGACCUGCUGUGUCCGGACGGCUCCAUGCUGCUCCAGACCCAAGGUGGCGGCUGUCAUUGUGGGGACACUGCUGCUCCUGACAGGCAUUGGGGCUGCGUCCUGGGCCAUUGUGACCAUCCUCCUCCGGAGUGACCAGGAGCCGCUGUACCCAGUGCAGGUCAGCCCCGGGGACUCGCGACUUGCGGUGUUUGACAAGACGGAGGGGACGUGGAGGCUGCUGUGUUCCUCACGCUCCAACGCCAGGGUGGCAGGGCUCGGCUGUGAGGAGAUGGGCUUCCUCAGGGCCCUGGCGCACUCAGAGUUGGAUGUGCGAACCGCGGGCGCCAACGGUACAUCGGGCUUCUUCUGUGUGGACGAGGGCGGCCUGCCGAUGGCUCAGAGGUUGCUGGAUGUCAUCUCUGUGUGCGACUGCCCUAGAGGCCGAUUUGUGACUGUCGUCUGUCAAGACUGUGGCCGCAGAAAACUGCCAGUGGAUCGCAUUGUGGGGGGCCAGGACAGCAGCCUGGGAAGGUGGCCAUGGCAGGUCAGCCUGCGUUAUGAUGGGGCCCACCUCUGUGGGGGAUCCCUGCUGUCCGGGGACUGGGUGCUGACAGCUGCACAUUGCUUUCCAGAGCGCAACCGGGUCCUAUCUCGAUGGCGAGUGUUUGCUGGCGCUGUGGCCCGGACUUCGCCCCAUGGCGUGCAGCUGGGGGUUAAGGCUGUGAUCUAUCAUGGGGGCUACCUUCCCUUUCGAGACCCUACCAUUGAGGAGAACAGCAACGACAUCGCUCUGGUCCACCUCUCCAGUCCCCUGCCUCUCACCGAAUACAUUCAGCCUGUGUGUCUCCCCGCUGCGGGACAGGCCCUGGUGGAUGGCAAGGUCUGUACUGUGACCGGCUGGGGCAACACACAGUUCUACGGCCAGCAGGCUGUGGUGCUCCAAGAGGCCCGGGUCCCCAUCAUAAGCAGCGAGGUCUGCAACAGCCCUGACUUCUACGGGAAUCAGAUCAAACCCAAGAUGUUCUGCGCCGGUUAUCCCGAGGGUGGCAUUGAUGCUUGCCAGGGUGACAGUGGCGGCCCAUUCGUAUGUGAGGACAGCAUCUCAGGGACAUCAAGAUGGCGGCUCUGUGGCAUUGUAAGCUGGGGUACGGGCUGUGCUUUGGCCCAGAAGCCAGGAGUGUACACCAAAGUCAUUGACUUCCGAGAGUGGAUCUUCAAGGCCAUAAAGACUCACUCCGAAGCCAGCGGCAUGGUGACUCAGCCCUGACCCAGCCUCAUCUCGCUGCUUGCGCCUCCAGAGCCGGCAUUGGUCUGACGCUCCAGACCGGCAUGGUAGGCUCCACACUGGGCCUCACACGGAACAGUUUUCCUCAUGGACCCAGUCCACAGGUCCGAGGACUCUCUUCCACAGUGGCCGGCCCACUCAGCCUUGGGGCCACUCGGCCUCAACCUCCCCACCCCAUGUAUAUAUUACUCUCUCCUCGGGGGACUGCUUUCCAGGUGCCCCUGUGGGAAUACUCUUUAAAUAAUAAAUGUGGUUUUGAUUAA